CGGUUGCAAAUGCGAUACGAGUGAUUCCGUCGGUGGCCUCAAGUGUGGUUAUGAACUGAGUAAUCAUUGCUCUUCUGAUCCUUCCUCCAUUUUUCAAUGUAAUCCUGGCGGCACCCAAAUUUGCCGAUACGGUCCUUGUACAAAUGGUUGUUGCGGAACCGGCGACGGCCGUAGCUACUGUUGCAAAGACAGCACAUGUUCCGGGUGCCCUCCUGGACAAUGGUACAAGAAAAAGGUGGACAUCACCACACCCAACCCACUUCCAAUCUCACAUCCUCCGGUAGACGUUACGAAUUGCAACAAUCCUGUACCAAACUCUUGUAGCUUUUACACGAACUGUUUGGAGAAUAAAUUUCAUUGCGGACCCACGGGAUAUCCGAUUAAUUAUGGAGACAAAAAUUGUAAAAAAUUCAUCAGUGCCAUGAACAGAUUCAGCUCUGCUGGGAAGAAAUGGUUGACCGAUACAAUGCUCUGUCUCCAAAAGACAUUAGUCCCAAGUUAUAACAAUGGCAAGACCACCUGCUCGCAAAUAAGCAAUACGGCGUUCAAUUCUCAUAUGACAUGUUACAUCGACUCAGGUGUAUGCUUUCUUCCACCGACUGAUUGGGUAAUUAUAUUUGAAACUGUCGGCGUCAAAGACAUAUUUUUAAAUUCGCAGGCUUUGAUGCAAACCCUUAAAACUGGAUUUGGAUGCUUUACUCUCUAUGCUUGGAUCUAUGUGGAAAUUUGCAGUAUAACUUUUUUUAGUGACCAAGCUAUUAAUUAA
Molecule: messenger RNA, 766 nt
Organism: Ambispora gerdemannii
Lineage: Eukaryota; Fungi; Glomeromycota; Glomeromycetes; Archaeosporales; Ambisporaceae
Source: the annotation of a GenBank genome assembly